CCCAUCACCGGAAGUGAGUGGGCCGGAAGCAGCGCUGCGGGUUUGAGUCCAAACACGGGACACAGAGCACCUUUUCCGCGCGGCUACAAUCCUACUCCGCCGAAACCAGCAUGUCUGAGGAAAGGUUUACAGCCGCGUCCAAAAGGAGCUCUGGAUGCACCAGUUUGGAUCAAGCGAUUGCUGCAAGACCUGGAAAGACCCCCAUCAGCCAGCUGCAGGAAUAUUGCACAAAGAAUGGCAAAACCCCCCAGUAUGAGCUUGUGAAAUCUGAGGGUCAAGCCCACCUGCCUAGCUUCACCUUCAGAGCAACAGUGGGAGAAGUGAGCUGCACAGGCCAGGGUCAAAGCAAGAAGGCUGCAAAACACAAAGCAGCAGCAGCUGUUCUUAAUGUUCUGAACGGAGGAACUCUGCAAGACUCUGUAUGUGAUGGCAUAAGCUAUGCUUUGCCAAAUUCUGAACCCAUUACCUCCUCAAAGCAGCCACACAAUCCUCCCAACCCUAUUGGUACACUUCAGGAAUUGGUUGUGCGGAAAGGAUGGAGACUCCCAGAUUACAGCGUUGCCGAAGAAUCGGGUCCUGCUCACAAGAAAGAAUUUACAAUAAUUUGCACAGUAGAAAAAUUUGUUGAAACAGGUUGUGGUACUUCAAAAAAAUUUGCAAAACGCAAUGCUGCAGAAAAGAUGGUUGCCAAACUACAGAAUAUUCCUGCAGGCUGGAAACAGGGAGAUAAGUUCAAUAGUGAUGAAAUUUCAUUGAUACCUGAAGAUAAAUGGGAUGGUUCAAGGGGAAAGACAUUGGUAAGCAGCUGGGACCUGCUAAGAAAUUCAUCUGGAGAAAAAAUUAACCAACUUAAGAGGAGUCCACUCAGCAUUCCCAACACUGACUACACUCAGAUGUUGGCAGAAGUAAUGGAAGAGCAAGGAUUUGAUGUCUCCUACCUGGAUAUAGAUGAACUGACAGUGAAUGGGCAAUAUCAAUGUUUAGCUGAACUCUCAACUAGGCCAGUUACUGUAUGCCAUGGUACUGGAAUUUCUCGUGGUAAUGCUCACAAUGAUGCUGCCCACAAUGCACUGCAGUAUUUGAAGAUUGUGGCUGGAAGGAAUUAAGCAAAGAUUCAAGGUUCAUCCACAUGACAUUAUAAGAGAACUAAGCAAUUCUGAGACAAGCAAUGUUCUAAAUUACAUGAUUGAAACACAGCCUGAGAUUUUAAGCUGCAUUUUAAAGACUGGGAUAUACAUACGUAUGUACAUGCACACAACCAUCUGCCUGAGUGUUUCCUUAGUAUACUGAAAGUCUAAAAAGACCUGGACUGUUUUAAAGAAUUACACAGUACCUUAAAGAAGCAACAUAUCGAGAAACUGAUUUUUAAACCUUUCUUCACCAGCCCCAAAUGUGACAAAUGGAGGCCUUAUUAGAAUUUUCGUUAUGAAAAGUAAAAUAAUCAAACAGACAAGUCUUCCUAUAUGUAAUUUGCUCUAAUAGAAAUACAUGUUCAAAGACAAAUAACACUUGGAAACAUUGUGGGGAUUUAUUGACUCAAAAGCUAAAACAGACAGUUUUUUUUUAAGUUUAAUUUUUUUUCAAUGUAGAUAUACAUAAUGUUAGUUAAUGCCUCCACUACUACUAAAUUCUGCAGCUCCCUGUCCUGUGCGGUGUGGUUCAGGUUGGGAGCAGACAGAGGGAUAAAAUUAGACCUCUUUCUACCCUCAUGUCCUAAGUUGUCACUUCAUUGCAAUAUUUUUAAAAAUUACACAUAAUGAGGAAGCUUAGACAUUCAAAAAUACUUAUUCAGUUUGGUCAUCUAUCAAAAUAAUUACAAUAUCAAAUGAUGUGUAGGAAAAUAAUGAAUUUGGCAUAUAAUAAAACUGUUACAGGUGAAUAUUGAGGCCCACUAUAAGUUUUCAUGAUAACUGAUCUUCAGGUUAUUCCUGAGUUUUCAGGCAUUUAUGCUUCUGUAUCAGGCAAUGUUUUUUUAAAGUAGAAUCAUCAACUUUUUUUUUAGAGGAUAUGGAUAUAGAAAUACAUUUUUCAUAGCUUUAUAAGCUGAUACAUUAAGAAUAUACCAAGAUGUAUUUAUUUAUAUUUUCUUUGAGGCCUGAAUAGUUUUCCAUCAAUUUUUUUAAAAAAAACUUUUCUCAGUUAACAUUUUAACAUGUUGACAAUCGGAAAAUACUGUUGUAUAACUUAAUUAGAUAGCCUGGGAUGCUGUAUCACAACUACUGCAUAUAAUUCGAUUUUCUCCUGGCUAUUGAUUAAAAGGUUGUUCACAUAAUAACUGAAAACUAAACUAUUUUAAAGUUUAAACCAGUGUUGUCUCUGCACUCCAAACAGCGUUUGGAUGUACUAACUCCUGCUUUUAUGAUAAUAGUUCUUGUACAAGCAAAACAAUCUGUCCUAACAUCCCUGGAUAGCCAUCUAAUAAUUGACUUUAGAGGACUGUAUGCUUGUAAGCAUGCUUUGUUUUCAGUCUUUGUAUAUUAAGGAACAGCUGUUUACAGAAUUUUAUUGAUAAGUCUACAGAUGGAUUUAUAUAAUUAAUUAUGUAAAUGAUUAGUACUUUCAGUAAUAAUUUUAUAUUUGAUCGGUUCAAGAACGCCAGUUGGAAGCCUCAGGAAAUUUAUCUUCAUGGCAUAAACCUCAUGUUUCAGGCCUUCCAUUGUCUGAUAUCAGUGUGGCAUUUAUUUUUUCUGUAAUUUAUAUUUCAGUAGCUCUAUGAGAACUUUGGCUGUGUUAUCCAGUGAUGUAAUUUUAUAAGAAAACUGAAGAGCUGAAUAAAGGUAUUGUGUAAAAA
Messenger RNA from Carcharodon carcharias (great white shark), 2791 nucleotides. RefSeq names its product interferon-inducible double-stranded RNA-dependent protein kinase activator A homolog A-like. The record is from RefSeq and is a predicted model, not a curated record. Bases 111 to 1106 code for a protein of 331 amino acids. The transcript is spliced from 8 exons. Lineage: Eukaryota; Metazoa; Chordata; Chondrichthyes; Lamniformes; Lamnidae.